This is a messenger RNA of Oreochromis aureus, 2912 nucleotides long. RefSeq names its product pleckstrin homology domain-containing family S member 1. NCBI's taxonomy places the organism in Eukaryota, Metazoa, Chordata, Actinopteri, Cichliformes, Cichlidae. Bases 360 to 1775 code for a protein of 471 amino acids. Gene Ontology annotation, molecular function: protein binding. The transcript has 19 exons. The record is from RefSeq and is a predicted model, not a curated record.
AAGUAUUAUGGACAUUUUUAUUGUGGCCAUUGUGUCUCAUUUUUCUGGUUUUGGGAUACAUUAAUUGCUGUGGAAGUGACAGAAACCAGAAGAGACAAGCUUAAAGAAACAGAGGAUUUUGUAGUGCUGUCCAGGCGGGAAAAGAUGCAAGAUAGGGGGACAAAGAAAAACAGAGUUCUUUAAGGAAGCCUGCACAGUUUAUGGCACCUUAACAAGACAACAGGAAGACCUGAAAGGAACCAGAAAUUCCACCUGUAAGAGGAAAAAAACGACCUGCCUUCUUAAGCAGUCGCAAAGCUUGCCAGAGAGCGCGAGGUGAACAGCUGUUCCACAGGUGGAGUUUGAAGAAGAAGAAGAAAAUGAAGAACCACAAGCCAGGCUUUUUGUUGCCCUCAGUUGGAGGCAGUUUGUUCUAUACCCAUCACAAAACAGUGACAGAAGUAAGAGCUGGAUACCUGCAUAAGUCUCCUCCUCUAAAAUUGAUCACAACAGAGAAAGCAUGGAAGAGACGUUUCUUUAUCCUGUUCAAGCUCAGUGACACAGAAUAUCAGCUCAGGUACUUCAAAAGCAGUGAGGAAAAGGACAAGCAGGCUGGAGAAAUAGACUUGUCACAGGUCUCACUGUUGCAUGUAAGUCCGCAGCAUCAUCCAAAAUGGAACUGGAUCCAGAAAAGCUUUAAAUGCUCCCCUUCCUGUGUGCUCUACAUCAGGGCUACAGAACGGGACUACUUCCUUGUCGGGGAGAACAGCGACGAUGUGGAUGGCUGGUUCUCUGACCUGUUUGAUGCAAUGAAAAGACGACCACAUAAAAUCUCCUCUUCAGAGGAGUUCCCUUAUAAGCAGGCAACGAUUGAGGUAAUUUCUAAACCACUCAUCAGAAAAAAGAAUUCUUUUGCAGAGGCUGAAAAGGGAUUCCCAAAAAUCCGGUCAAUGUCUGAUCCGUCCUCAAACACUUUGGAGAAUGUCACUGAAAAACCCGAGGAGCAAGAGGAGCCUAAAAGACGUGCAUCUGAGCCUGUGGAACCAAUCUAUGAAGUUCCAAGACCACAAAAAAAUGUGAAUAAAGAAGGACGAAGAAGUGGGAAACGUGUGGAAGCAUUAUAUGAAACAAUGAGUGGCUUUAGAUAUAUUGAAGAAUCAGCUCAGCCAGAGGACCAUGAAGUUGAGGACGUUAACAAAAGCACGCUGAUGAGGACGGUCACUCAGACCUUUGACAAACUGAAGACACAGGUGUCCCCGCUGCCCCCGUUUGCUGAGGAGACAAAUGCUGACGACAACAGUCAACGCUGGUCUACAGAUCUUAGCAGCAGCUCUAGUGACUGCAGUGCCAUGUCCCCUGUAGAACUAUUGGAUCCAUCUGGAAAAAAUGACUCCAAUGAGAGUAUUGACAGAGAGAUUGAUGUGAAAGACACAUAUUUCAGAAGAGAGUGCACACUAACUGAAGUAAAUGGACAAUCAAGCCCUGAUCACAGCACAGAAGAGCGGGAUAUUGUGGUGAACCAGGCAGAACUUAAAAAACACCUGACCCUAACAGAGGUGGAUAGGAAGCCCAGUGUGUCUGGGUGGACGGGACAGCCACAGACCGUGUGCCUGUUCCACAAAGGCGACCAGAUUCUGGCAGUUAAUGACCUGCAUGUCAGCACUGUGGAGGAGUUCACCAUGUUUAUCAGCAAGUCACUCAAGAAUGAGGUGAAAGUGACCCUCCUGCGUCAACCUGGAAACCAGCAGCUGCACCUGCCAAACUUCACCUGCACUGAUUGGCAAAACGCUAAUUAAAAAUAAGAAGUUUCCUUCUUCUACAAGCCAGCAUGUGUUUAAAUGACCUCUGCUGAUAGCUGACAGUAUUUUCCCUUCCCUUGCUUUUUUUUUUUUUUUUUUUUUGGUUUUGUUUUUAAAUCUGUCACCAGUUUACUCAACAAAUGAAGGAUGAAAAUGAUUUUGCACCUUGCAUAAACCACAUUUGUGACCAGAUAGAUGUGAUCUUCUUUUGGACAAGUGCUCAGUGUAUGUUUCAGUGCUUGUUCAGUUAACUGCAGAUAAGAGGCCUAUUGUCAAAAGUUACCAAAGAAACAAACAAAGGCAGACAUUAGGCAGAAAACUGUUUCCUCAUGCCACAUUAACGGUGCCUUUUGUCAUGUUCCCAGGCUGACGUCAGUGUCUGCAAGAUAUUAAAUUGUACAUAACAUGUUGUGAAGAAAUGGUGUAUAUACUGUAUGUAGAUGACAGUUACAGUUUUGGAAGCACCAGCUAACAGAUUUAACCUAAAAAGUUACGGUUGAGUUCUUUUUGAUAAAGUUAUAUAUUUUAUGUAUUUUGAAAAUAUACACGUGUGCAUUUAAAGUAUUAAAAUCCCAUUUUAUUAUAUUUCUGUAGCUUAGGAAAGCCAAAUAUCUAAUGUGAAUGCUAUCACCGAGAAAUGCUGAUCAAUCUCGUUUGCCUUGUAGACCACUGAAGCCUGGUGAUCGAGAGCAGAGAAUCUUUGUAUAUAUGCAGUGAUUACAUGAUUGCACAAAUAAAAUAACUCAAAUAAAAUGCUGGUAUACAUUUAAUUUUUUCUAUUUAGCUUCUUUUUUUUAACUCAAGGAUUCCUUGACAGUAAGUCAAGUAGGAAGUAAGCAAGGAGGAAAUGAACAAUGAAGAGACCAUUAGGUGAUGUCCUCAGCACCUUGGGGAACAUUGAUAUGUAGACAGAACCGUGUUGCACCGCAAGCUAUGUUUCACCUAUUUGUGCUGUUUUGAGACAUGUAUUAGUGACUCAAAUAACUGAGGACACUUGCACACUUUACUUUGUAGGAACUGUACUUUGUACUCGGUUGUCAUCUUUUUUGUAUUGUGCCAAAUAACCAGCGCCGUUCCAGGUGAAGGUCCAGCAUUAAAUGGACUCUAUCUGCAAGGCCUGUUCCCUUGAACUGC